AUGGCCUCCUCUUCUAAUAUCCCAAAUGAUGAUUCUAGUGAGCCAAAUUUCGAGAACUUUUUCAAGGAAAAGUUCUCACAAUACUUUCAGCAAACGUAUGAGAAUAUGUGGACUCAAUAUGGAGAGGAGCAAGAGACUAGCAAGCCUAAGCAAAAAAGAGCUUAUGUUGAAAGAGAUCGUGAAGAAGGGCAUAAUCGAUUAUGGAAUGAUUAUUUCAGUGAUAUCCCUACAUAUCCUGAAAAUUUUUUUAGGCGAAGGUUUCGGAUGAACAAGUCUUUGUUUAUCCGUAUUGUUGAUAAACUUUCCAAUGAAGUGCGAUUCUUUCGACAAAAGAAAGAUGCUUUGGGAAGACCCGGACUAUCUCCUCUACAAAAAUGUACAGCAGCCAUCCGUCUGUUGGCAUAUGGUGGUGCAGCUGAUACGGUAGAUGAGUAUCUCAGGCUCGGGGAAACAACUGCUCGUUCUUGUUUAGAAAAUUUUGUUGAAGCAAUAAUCGACUUGUUCGGGGAGGAGUACCUACGGAGACCCACACAGGACGAUCUUCAACGUUUACUUCAUGUUGGAGAACAACGUGGAUUUCCUGGCAUGAUAGGUUGCAUCGACUGUAUGCAUUGGGAGUGGAAGAAUUGUCCAACCGCUUGGAAAGGACAAUAUACUCGGGGAGCAGGAAAACCAACUAUCGUUUUAGAGGCCGUUGCUUCAUAUGACCUUUGGAUUUGGCACGCCUUUUUUGGAUCUCCAUGUACUCUAAACGAUAUAAAUGUUCUAGAUCGUUCACCCGUAUUUGAUGAUAUCUUACACGGUAACGCCCCGCAAGUGAAUUUUUCUGUCAACGGAAGAAACUACAAUAUGGCAUACUAUCUCACCGAUGGUAUAUAUCCAAAUUGGGCAGCAUUCAUCAAAUCAAUUCCACUUCCACAGGGCGAAAAAGCCACUUUAUUUGCUGAGCGUCAGGAAGGUGUUCGAAAAGAUGUCGAACGAGCUUAUGGUGUUUUGCAAUCUCGGUUCGCCAUUGUUAAAAACCCGGCUCUUUUCUGGGAUAAAGCUAAAAUAGGUAAGAUUAUUCAAGCUUGUAUCAUCCUUCAUAAUAUGAUAGUUGAAGACGAAAGGGAUGCACGCACUCAGUAUAAUUUUUCAGAAUUUCAACAAGGAGAAGGAACUAGUAGUUCACAAGAAACUCAUGCGUUCUCAACAAAUAUGGCAACAAAUAUUCAAAGUCUGAUGGAUAAUCGGUUGAGAAAAUUUGGAGGUCGUUAA
This is a messenger RNA of Eutrema salsugineum, 1257 nucleotides long. Its product is annotated as putative nuclease HARBI1. Lineage: Eukaryota; Viridiplantae; Streptophyta; Magnoliopsida; Brassicales; Brassicaceae. The record is from RefSeq and is a predicted model, not a curated record. Bases 1 to 1257 code for a protein of 418 amino acids. The transcript has 2 exons.